AUGAAGUUGGUAGAUGACCAUUGUGAUACAGUAACUGGACAGGACAUAUUUCAGAGAUUAUAUAUGUGCUUUGCUGGGGUAAAACAGGGGUUCUUAGCAGCUUGUAGGCAUGUGUUUGGAUUGGAUGGAACUUUUCUCAAAGGUUUAGCAGGGGGUGUACUAUUGACAGCAGUUGGAGUUGAUGCUAAUAAUGGAAUGUAUCCUAUAGCUUACGCAGCAACUGAGGGAGAAACCAAAGAUUCUUGGAUUUGGUUUCUAACAUUACUCAAGGAAGAUUUGAAAAUUGAAAAGGACUAUGAGUGGAUAAUAAUGAGUGAUAAGCAAAAAGGAAUAAUCCAAGCAUGUGAAACAGUUUUUUCGAAUGCAACCCACAGAUUCUGUGUUAAACAUAUGCAUAGUAACAUGUCAUCUGCUGGGUUCAAAGAGGCGGCAAUGAGGAAAGCUCCGUGGAAAGCAGCUAAGGCAACUACUCCAAUUCAAUUCAGAAGAAGAAUAGAGGCAGUUGCUGAACUUGAUGCUGAAGUAGCUAAGUGGUUGGAUGACAAAGAUCUGGCAGAGUGGAGUAGAUCACACUUCAACACUUACCCAAAGUGUGAUAUGUUGCUGAAUAACAUAUGUGAAUCCUUCAAAAGCAAGAUCUUAGAUGCUAGAGAGGAGUCAAUUGUUGCAAUGAUGGAUGAAAAGCAUGCAGUUAACAUUGAAGAGAAGACAUGCUCUUGUAGGAAAUGGGACUUGACAGGGAUACCUUGCUAUCAUGCAAUUUCAGCACUUUGGAUUGCAAUGAAAGAUCCAAUGGAGCAUAUUGAUGACUGCUACAGAGUUGAAGGUAUUGGCUCCACUGCUAAGAAGACAACCAGAAGAGCAGUGAAAAAAGCUGGAAAAGGCACUAAACGUGUAACAAAGAAAAUCCACAUGUGGCACAUAUCAGCCAACCAGUUGCUCCCAUUGCUUCUGAACCAUUUAGAAUUAGGGACGUUCAAAUUCAUCUCGGACUCCCCAGGACCAGUGAAUGUGGUGACAAAAUUGUUGCAGUUGAGGUUUUAUGGUUUUUAUGGUUUUAUGGCAGAAAUGGAGUUCAAUUGA
This is a messenger RNA of Coffea arabica (coffee), 1083 nucleotides long. The record is from RefSeq and is a predicted model, not a curated record. Lineage: Eukaryota; Viridiplantae; Streptophyta; Magnoliopsida; Gentianales; Rubiaceae.